Molecule: messenger RNA, 564 nt
Organism: Cylicostephanus goldi
Lineage: Eukaryota; Metazoa; Nematoda; Chromadorea; Rhabditida; Strongylidae
Source: the annotation of a GenBank genome assembly
AUGUUUGAUCAAAGUCUGUUUGUUUCUAACCAGUAUAAAAUUGACGUUGAGGCUGAUCUAUUGAAAACCGCACAGGAACUAGAGCAAAUUGGUUUCAAGGCUCUUUCAGAGAUAGAGUUGGCAAAAAAAGCAUGGAGAGAGAAAAUAAAUGUCGGAGUCGGAUCGCGUGUCAAAGUGGUAGAUGUAUCCACCACUUCUUCUGAGGGUAUCGGUGGAGAAAGACUGAACACGGCACAACCCCUCACCGGCCCAAAUCCCCUUGCUUCGGAAAUGCAAAUGCAGCAAGCGCAGGCUUCAUCUAGAAAGCGAAUGAGAAGACCAUCCCUCGCUGAAGUCGAAAUUCCAAAAGAUUUGAAUAGUGAUGACUUUGUUAGUCCAAAAUCAAGCAAGAUAUCGGAUCUAACGCAGACCAGUCUUCUUACCUCUCAUGCAGAUGAUGAAGAAAGCAAAAAUAAUGCUUCGAGAAAAUCUGACAUCAAAAGCGAUAAUACACCAUAUCGCCGUCGAAGACUUCCUCGUCCAUUUCAAAGCGACGUCAGCAUGGUGGCAAAUAAAAUGAGGUAA